AUGCCUUCCGAUCGCUAUUCAUUGAUUGCCAAGAAAGCGUGCACACGAUGCAGCACCCAGAAAAGGCGAUGCGACAGGGCGCUUCCAGACUGUGGACUCUGCAAACGGCUCCGUCGUCAAUGCAAGUACGAAAUAUCCCAGGUAGGAUCUCCGGGUCUAACUCCCUCGCCGUCCCCCAAGCCUACAGUAUCUUUUCGCUCGGGCCUAUUCGCGCUUGACCACCUCAAGGAGGCUAUUAUCCAGGAGCUUGCUACCAUCACCCCUGAGGAUGUAUUUCUGUCUUACUGCCAGGCCAUCGAGCCGUGGUUUCCCGUUGUUUCGGUCUCUAGGUUACGGAGCCGACUCCCGCCAACGUGGGACGAGGCUCCUCUGGACUUUGCAUUACUCUGCUUGUGCAUUCUUCUUAUCACAGCUACCCCACCUUCGUCUCCAGAAGAUAGCAAUAACAAUUCCGAGUUCAAGUCCAUGUAUCUCUAUAUUAAGAGUAAUUUGGCCUCAAUCGAAGGACUCGGUGUCAAUUCGUUUCUGACCGUCCAGUCAAGGAUUUUGGUAACUCUCUUCGAGGUUGGGCACGGCUUCUACCCAGCAGCCUACAUCUCAAUUGGAGCCAUCAUCAGAGCCGCAGAUGCACUCGAGAUUCGCCCAUGGGUAGAUGCAUCACCAUCUGCCUCUCAAAACGAGGAAGAACAGCGAGAGGAGACAACGUUGAUUUGGUGUGGGAUUCUAAUCCUGGACCGAUACAUCGCCAUCGAAUCCGGGCCGCAACCUCCUAUCACUAGUUCACGAUCCCUUUCCAUUCAGGAGUUCCUCAAGCCCGCCCUCUGUCCGACUCAUGACCCAAACCAAAACCGCACAAGCUCUAUUUGCCGCCUUUCACGCCUCGUCGAAGCCUCAUCCCUUCUUGAAAAGAUCCACGCCACCCUCAACAGCUCCCCCCUAGAGCACGAAUUGAACGUCGAAGAGCUGAUCUUGACUGUCCAGACGCUAGUCAUUCUCCAGGGGAUUCUAAACCUGGAAGUCGGAGAGGGAAUCUACCUCUAUGCCGGAGGCUUGAACCUAUGUAACAUCGCCUUGCUUCUUGCAUUUGAGCAUGGGAGCAAAGUCCCUCCUCUUACUUCUGGCCCGACUGCAAAUUGCACUUCUAUCGCGGAUACAUCCCUUAACUCCAUCCUCAGCACUGUAACCAGCGUAGUUGAGCUCUUCAUGAUGGAUACGCGGCCUAUUGACUUCAACCUGAUCCCACCAUUUGUCACAUUUUUAGUGUUCAAAGCUGCAGCUAUAGUAACGCAGAAGCUGUUGCUGGAUAAUGAUUCCAGCGAAGAUUUGAAAAUUCUGAGAAUUUUGAGGAAAUUCUUGGGAGCUGUGGGGAAGCGGUGGUUGAGCUGUGACCGUUACCUGAAACUUCUUAACGACGAUACGACACCACGGCUACUGAAGGUCUUAGAGCAAAGAUAA
Messenger RNA from Lachnellula hyalina, 1455 nucleotides. RefSeq lists its product as uncharacterized. Gene Ontology annotation, biological process: regulation of DNA-templated transcription; DNA-templated transcription. The transcript is spliced from 5 exons. Gene Ontology annotation, molecular function: DNA-binding transcription factor activity, RNA polymerase II-specific; DNA binding; zinc ion binding. The record is from RefSeq and is a predicted model, not a curated record. Bases 1 to 1455 code for a protein of 484 amino acids. NCBI's taxonomy places the organism in Eukaryota, Fungi, Ascomycota, Leotiomycetes, Helotiales, Lachnaceae. Gene Ontology annotation, cellular component: nucleus.